AAAGAAACACUGAGCUAUGGACUUCAGACGAAAGGUCAUUACGUUACACUGUUCCGCACAGGAGCAGGAGAGCGUUUAUCUUUCAGAGAAUGGGAGAGCAUGGCGCUCAGCUGCAAUGCAAAUGUCAACAAUGUUUCUAACUCAGGGAAGCCACUGCUUGUGUUCUCCUGUGAGAAUGCAAAGGACUGUGAAGACCUCUGCAUUAGCAUUUUGGAGAAAGGAGCUGAUCCAAAUGCAAUAGAUCAGCUUGUCAGAGCCAUUUUACAAAAAGGAGGGAAUCCUGACUUGCUUGAUCAAGAAGGACGGUGUGCAGCCCACUUUGCUGCAGAAGGAGGUUUCCUUGAGGUUAUUCCAUGGCAUUCUGAAUUUGCACAAAAUUUGCCAUUGUUUAACUUGCAACAAAGCAAUGGCCGCAAAGCUGCCCUGAAGGAGAUCAAAAAAGCAGAGAAAAUGCAUGUGAAGCUUUCUGCGCCUGAUGCUGGACUUGACAAACCUGUUGAAAAUAUUUCUGUGGAGAAUUAUGUGUCUUCACUUCAAGCGCAUCAAGCUGUUGUAAGUAAUGAGAACCUGCAAAGGAUCAUCAUGGAACAUGACAAAAACCGUGAAAGUGUCAUCAACGUAAAUUACUUUUUCAAAGGCCUCAAGUGCCUUCAGAAGGCCUUUGUCAUCUCAUCCUAUGCUCCUAAGCAGGCUAAGAGGGGAAAGGGUGGCAAGGAAAAGAAGAGUGGCAAAUCUGCCUCAUCAUUGCCCAUAUGCAUAAUGCCACCUGAGCAGAUAUCGAUAAGAGAGGACAGUGGAUUACCUAACUACAUGAUUGAGAACUACCAGCCGUUUACUGACACCAAAUGUUUCAACCCAGACCGGCCUCCAAUUCACCCCAUUGAGAAUGACUUGGCUUGGUAUAUCGAUGAGCCUGAAAAGAUCUAUACCAACAUCAAUUACUGUGUGAAGACUGGAGAUCUAGAAUCUCUGAGCCUGGCGUUUACCCAACAAGUGCCUGUUGAUGUCAAAGAUCAAUUCUUUAAGACGCCACUCAUGACGGCGUGUAGGUGUGGCAACUACCAAGUAGCUAAAUUUCUGUAA
Messenger RNA from Sinocyclocheilus grahami, 1083 nucleotides. Its product is annotated as ankyrin repeat and EF-hand domain-containing protein 1-like. The transcript is spliced from 4 exons. Lineage: Eukaryota; Metazoa; Chordata; Actinopteri; Cypriniformes; Cyprinidae. The annotation marks the transcript as partial. The record is from RefSeq and is a predicted model, not a curated record.